Molecule: messenger RNA, 558 nt
Organism: Peromyscus maniculatus bairdii (prairie deer mouse)
Lineage: Eukaryota; Metazoa; Chordata; Mammalia; Rodentia; Cricetidae
Source: RefSeq, a predicted model, not a curated record
AUGCCCUAUGGAGCCAAGGAGUGCACACAGCUGGCUAAGGGCAAGUCAGAUUUCAAACAGUUUACUAACAAGGUCCUCAAGGCCCUCAAUGAAAACCACGCUCAGCAUGGUGUCCCCCCACUGAAGCUUUGCAAGAAGCUCAAGCAGGAAGCUCAGCAGACACUUCACAGCCAUGGUAUGGAAGAAUACAAGGAAGACGGGCGUGGGGAAGGCGUCUGCAAGUGAUGGGUCCUCCUUUGUGGUGGCCAGGUACUUCCCAGCAGGGAAUUUGGUCAACCAGGGCUUUUUCGAAGAAAAUGUGCCACCUCCAAAGAAGUAACUCUCCAAAUGUAACAAGAAGGCAGAGACACACAUACAAAGUGCCUAUAGAACAACAAAGAGCCAGCCGAGCGUCUGUCCCUGUGGGUGUGUGUACUCUGGAGCAUCUCCUGUGCACACACUCUAGGCAGCUGCGCAUGAGCUCAUUUCCAGUUAAAGGACGGGCAUCUGAAGCAUUUGUCCAGAGGGUUACCUAGACCACCAUUACUUAGAUUUGAGUAUGAUCAAUUAUGACAUCUU